Messenger RNA from Carlito syrichta (Philippine tarsier), 957 nucleotides. It is a transcript of the gene CABP2, whose product is annotated as calcium binding protein 2. The record is from RefSeq and is a predicted model, not a curated record. The transcript is spliced from 7 exons. The coding region runs from base 76 to 765 and encodes 229 amino acids. Lineage: Eukaryota; Metazoa; Chordata; Mammalia; Primates; Tarsiidae. Gene Ontology annotation, molecular function: calcium ion binding.
GGCUGGGGGCUGGCAGGAGUGUGCAGCGGCCGCCGAGGUCCAGCCCCGGGCUGCUCCCGGGACUCCGUGCCGGGCAUGGUUCAGGGUCCCAUGGGGAACUGUGCCAAGCGGCCCCGGCGCCUGGGGCCCAAGGACCCCCGGCAGUGGCCUGGCUCCCCUCCAGGGGGAUCCCGCCCCAGGCCCAGCCCCAGGCCCAGCUCCGGCCCCAAGGAGCAGGGGGGUCCCGAUCCUGGAGUCCCAGGCUACACGGUGCUCAACAGUCUGGUGGGGCCCGCCUGUAUCUUCCUGCGGCCCAGCAUCGCGGCCACCCAGCUCGACCGGGAGUUGCGGCCCGAGGAGAUCGAAGAGCUGCAGGUCGCCUUCCAGGAGUUUGACCGAGACCGGGAUGGCUACAUUGGCUACCGGGAGCUGGGUGCCUGCAUGCGGACACUGGGCUACAUGCCCACCGAGAUGGAGCUCAUCGAGAUCUCGCAGCAAAUCAGUGGUGGGAAGGUGGACUUCGAAGACUUCGUGGAGCUGAUGGGCCCCAAGCUGCUGGCAGAGACGGCAGACAUGAUCGGUGUCCGGGAGCUGCGGGAUGCUUUCCGGGAGUUCGACACCAACGGGGACGGCUGCAUCAGCUUGGUCGAGCUCCGGGCAGCCCUCAAGGCCCUGCUAGGGGAGCGUCUCAGCCAGCGGGAGGUCGACGAAAUCCUCCAGGACAUGGAUCUCAAUGGAGACGGCCUGGUGGACUUCGAAGAGUUCGUACGAAUGAUGUCCCGCUGAGCCUUUUCAGAAGCUGGAGGCAGCAGACGGGACUCGAGGACCCCAGCCUCUGCCCGCCAGUGCGUUCUGGGAUGCCCAUCACCUGCAGCUGGGACCCUCCUCCUCGCCUCCCCACCAUGCCUGCGUGUAGUUCCCUGACCUACCUUCACCCACCAUCUCCCCUCCAGCAAAGCCCCCUCACCCCAUCUCUGU